Messenger RNA from Amphibalanus amphitrite, 1339 nucleotides. RefSeq names its product basic proline-rich protein-like. The transcript has 3 exons. Lineage: Eukaryota; Metazoa; Arthropoda; Thecostraca; Balanomorpha; Balanidae. The coding region runs from base 281 to 1207 and encodes 308 amino acids. The record is from RefSeq and is a predicted model, not a curated record.
GAUUGAAGGGCGGUGCUGGUGGUCGUGGUGUAUGUGAUAUGUGGGUGAUAUGAUAUAUCAAUUCCAAUUAUGUUGAAAACAUUGGUUGAUUGCGCGCAGGGGAAUAUGAUUCUGAUGGCAAGACUUUCUCAGUUUUACUAAUUCAAGUUGUGAGUGGUAGAAUACAAGCUUGGUCAUGGUGCAUUGAUCGUUGAAGAAAACAUUUGCGUUGACAUUGGUUGCAAAUUGAAUUUUGGAACUUAAACUGUUUCAGUUAAAUAUCUUGGUUCAUACCUUUACGAUGACUAAUCCAGCAAGAAGUGGAUAUGUUCCCCAGAAGAUAAAUCCACUCUUAUUUUCUGCCAAUACUGGAUCUCCUUUUGAUGGUGUCCAAAUGCCAGCACUUUCCAUUCCAGCCCCUCAGCAAGCUGUUUCACAUCAACAUUCGGCUGGAGCAGCUGCCAGUGAAGGACAGACGGUGGGACCGACUGCGCCGCCCCCGCCGUUGUCUGCUGCCGCGGCGCCGCCCACCAGACCUCCGCCCCGCGGCGGCGGCGGGCUUCUGAACGCCUUCCGGGCGGUACCCCGGCCGGGGGGACGGUUCGGCACGGGAGCUGGUCUGCCAGCGUCCGGAGCCGCCCCGGCGCCGGUGUCAGUGUUCAGUCCGGCGGUGCCGCCGCAGCUGCCGGCCUCCGAGACGGACCCGCUGCAGCCGCACCUCAGAGGACCAACAACAACCCCGGCGGUGCUGGCGCCGCUGGUCGGCCCGCCGGCCCGGCCGGCCGUCCAGCCGCCGCCCUCCGCGCAGUCCGUGUUCGCACCGCUGGCUGCGGCUUCCACUGCGACAGUAACGAAUCCAACCGCUCCGAGCAGCUCCGCGGCUCCGGCAACGGCCAGCAUUCCACCGCCAGCGACAUCUAUACCGCCGAGUUCUGGUGCUCAGUUUGCCAGCCGGCCGCCGACGGCGCCACCGUCGCACCGGCCGCCGUCGGGCGCUGCUCCUCCACCUCCACCCAGAGGCAGCUCGGCGCCGGUCACCAUGCGUCGCGCCACGGCUCGCUGCCAGUACGCGGCGCCUCCUGGUCUGACGGUGGCCACCCCAGAGAUGACGCCGUUCGCCACCCCGCGCGGCUCCAUCGCUGAGCCCGGGCCCGUGAUGCUGCCGCUGAUGGCCUCCCUGGCCGAGCCCGACACCAAGGUGGGUCACCGGUGGACAGUGUCGCACUGAGGUGGCGAUUGUCUCACUCGGAUGGGUCAGUGAAGAGUGUUUCGGUGGGUGUCACUCAAUGGAUCAGUGGGGAGUGCCACUCAGCUUAUGUCAGUGCGGAGUGUCUUAUUCAUGUUAGACAAUUCAAGAGCA